Molecule: messenger RNA, 3289 nt
Organism: Syngnathus typhle (broad-nosed pipefish)
Lineage: Eukaryota; Metazoa; Chordata; Actinopteri; Syngnathiformes; Syngnathidae
Product: alpha-tectorin-like
Exons: 19
Coding region: 167-2569 (800 amino acids)
Source: RefSeq, a predicted model, not a curated record
ACAACAAUACUUUUGCAAUGGAAUGUUGAGUGACACAAGGCAAGUCUGUAACGAAAAGACACAAAGCCAGUGUGUCCUGAACACAGAGAUAAGAGGAAGCCAAGCAAAGCGCAACAUACAGACUUAGCUGAAAAGCUGCCUGUGAGCGAGUGAGUGGACCUCGAAAAUGUUCAUAUUGUACCUGGCAGUGCUUGGCACUUUGGGUGCUGCUGCAAUGAGCCAGACUUUUACCAACUCUGGUGAGAUAAACAUCACUACCUGUCCCAUCACGUACUACGGGCACAAGUAUGAAAAAGUCCAUGUGGCAUUCAACAAUAGCAAAUUUGCACUUUGCUUCACCGGCACGUAUGAAGCUGCCAACCAGAACGACUGCAUACUUGUAUCGGGAGGAACGGCGGACAAUGGCAACUGGUCGGUACUCACGCAAGAAAUCCCCACCGGAUCGGGCAUUCAUCAAAUGUUACCAAGUCUGAAACAUAGGGGGCAAUGUGUCAAUGUUAUACCAUUGAAAGACAAUGACAAUUCUGAGAUUCAACAAGUUGAACUGGGUAACUUUGGAAAACAAGCAAUUUUGGCCAUCAAGACAUAUUCUGGAUACACAAAUGUUGAUCUUGUAGCAGACGUACAGGUUAAUGGCCACACGGUUUCAAAAUACGUCUUUCCAACCAAUGAAACCAGCAUGGGCGUCAUCAGGGACAUGAGUGGAUGCAGAAUGAGAGGUUUUGUUUACAUGACCAAUACCACCGUAAGCGACCCAUACAUUUGCUCAAGGGUGACCUGCGAUGUGAACGGCGUUGCCACCGCUGUCAGUGAAUGUCCCCCUAUGUAUCAUUGCCAGGGCAACGGGAGUUGUGCCUUCAACACCAUGUGCACUCUGACCGGUUCCACCGUCAUCGAUUUCGUCGGCCGUGUUCACGCCGUCCCCGACCGCUGUGGAUACAAUCUAAUGACGUCGGACGCUAUCCAAGAUGUCCGGAUCCACGGUGUUUACCGGGAAAGACGUCUUAAAGACGUCAGCUUCUUGGAUCAUGUGAUCCUGCAUCUGUCCAGCCAAGAUGUUAACAUUAUACUGUUGCAAGGUAGCAGAGUCAAGAUCAACGGCGAGCUGAGUGAAGUCUCAACUACAGCAAAGGUUGUCCACGGCGUGGAACUCUCCAAGGGCCAGAGCGGAGUGACUGCCAAAAUUUUAGGCUCUAACUAUACACUUUCUGUCUUCUUUGACGGCACCACAGCACAGAUUCACUUGAUGGGUGUAAAUGGCGGUGUUGUGCACGGCCUAUGUGGCAAUUCCUCUUUGGAUUUUAACCAACAAAGAGUUGCUGAACACAGCAUCACAGAGUGUGAGAUGCAACAUGAAGAAACCGAUAUGAUCAACUCCACAGCUACAACUGAAUGGUGUCAUAUCUUGUGGCAAGAUCCCUUCACCCAGUGCCACAUGCACAUCAACCCAGAGCCCUUUGUAUCAGCCUGUGUUGACAAUUUGAGCAAAUAUCCUGCAGUAGACGGUCUCAAGUGCCAUUUGGUGGAGGCCUACGUCCGAGCCUGCCACACCCAAGGCAAUGUCAGCAUUGACGGCUGGAGGUCGAUUGCUCAAUGCGAUGCUAGUCCUCAGGCUCUCUGCCAAGACAUGUACUGCAGCGACCAUGAGUUCUGCGGUCAAGGCUAUGACGGAGAAGCCCACUGUCAAUGCCGGGCCAUUUUUGCCUCCAAAUACAAAUCAAUGGAUGAGUUUGGUGAGCCGAUGGUUUGCAGCCAUUCGUCUGCAUCGAUCAACAUGUUCUGUUGCCUUCUGGCAGAGAAAGGCAUCGACUAUACGACGCUGCACCUUCAUGAUGAACAGUGCAAAGGUGACAUAGACAACGAAACCCACGUGGUGAAAUUCAGCUUCACCCGGGACAGCACUUGCGGUGCAAUCAUCACGGCAAACACCACCAAAAUAAGCUACCAAAACAUCAUUGCGACCCCUAACAUUUCCACUGUGGUGACCCGUUCCAACAAAAUGCUUAUGGAUUUCUCUUGCCAUUUUGAUCAACCAAACCUCGAGGGGAUGGCCAUCAAAAUGAUAGACAGCCCCGUGAUUAAAGAAUUCACGUCAGGAGAGUGGAAUUACACCUUAACUAUGGCAGCAUACACUGACCCUGACAGAACACAACUCAUAGAAUUAAGGACUAGUGUCCAGCUAAAUCAGAAGAUCUGGGUAGAGAUCAAGGCCUAUGGACUGGAUGGGAGUUCCAUUUUGCUGGUGACAGAGUCCUGCUGGGCCACCAAUCAGUCAGCUUCAAACGGAAGCCUUCGAUAUGACCUCAUCAGUGCAGGAUGUCCCAACCCUGCAGAUGGGACGAUCAAGAUCGAAGGCAACGGAGAAGGAACAUCAAACUACUUCUCCUUCAACACGUUCAAGUUCUCCGACAACAACAAUGAAAUGUUUCUUCAUUGCAAAGUAGAGCUGUGUGUCCAACAGGGAGACUCUUGCAGUCCGAACUGCAACAAUGCAGGGAGAAGACGGCGAUCUGUGCCUACCACUGUUGAUGAUGGAGGUCCUUCUAUCAUCACUAUGGCCUGGACUUAAGAGGAACUGCACAAACCCAUCAAUUUAGCGGUCAUCCUUGCUUUCUUAAUAAACUUCUUGUUGCUGCCAUGUGCAUUUUCUAUCCAAUGCUGGACUACCUGGUGAUUUCCAAAUAAGGUUACGCAACUGCUUCAAAUUUGUAGCCCUUUGCACUGCUCUAACAAAGUUACACUUCAUAUUCACAGUGACGCUGUUUGUAAGUAUUUAACGAAUACUCUGGUGAUAUCUUUGAGACAAUUUUCUGACACUUAGAUAAGAUAUUUACUUUUUUAUAUAAUACAGUACAGUCAAUAAUACUAAUUACAUGCAUGCAUACAUGACGCACAAUGUUCGCUAACAAAUGGAAGGAAUUGUCACUUUUGUUUUUCUAAUUAGCAGUAUAUUGUGGUUACUGUUGGUUUCAAGUUGAAUGUGUCAUUUAGGUGUUUGACUGGGGAGUCAUUAGGAACAUGUGUUGUGUUAACUUUGACUUGUUUGUCUGUGCAAUGCUUGCAUCAUGACAUGUUUGUUUCACACCUUUAAUUGCAGCAGCCAUGUAAUUAAGGGGCAUUGUGUUGCGUGCGUGUGUGUGUGUUUGUGUGACUGUUUCACACCUAAAUAUGAUGAAACAAAAACACAAAUGCUCGUUGUUGCUUUAAGUGUAAUAAAGUUUGUGCACAAGUACACAAUACAACAACUUCUUGUUGAGUGUACAUCGACACACAAGCACAAAUAAGAUCA